Messenger RNA from Podarcis lilfordi (Lilford's wall lizard), 38739 nucleotides. NCBI's taxonomy places the organism in Eukaryota, Metazoa, Chordata, Lepidosauria, Squamata, Lacertidae. The record is from the annotation of a GenBank genome assembly.
AUGAACGUUGUGAUGUCUAACGUGUUUUUCAUUCCAGGUCGAGAAGCCCAGCUGAUGCAGUGUGGCUGUUCUGUUUCGGGCUGUAAACAGAGUGAAACCAUCCAGAAGAACGAAAGCGACAUUAUAAAUGGCUUCUUCUUCUUCUUACUAUGUUGUGAUGUUAACAUAGGGAAUGGUGGGAAGGUUCGAGGGACGUGUGACGUUAUGUCUGAUAACCAUUCUUUUCAUGCAGGAUGUGUGCCUGGGUCUUCCAGAUUGCUGAUGUCUGACACGAAGAUGGUCAGGUGUACCAGUGCUCAGGACAAAGCAAAAGGGGGAGGCAAUAUGGGUAUUUGGCAAAGGCACCUAUUGGUGAUGAUGACAGUGACAAGGCAAACCUGGAAAAAGCCAAGAUGCUAAUGAUUGGAUCGGACAUGUGGGUUCCAAAGUCACAGAGCGAUAUGCUCGGCAAACAUAGUUUCAGAUUCAGACAGAGUUUCUGAUGGGAACUAUGACAAGAUAAACCUGGGAAAAGCCAGGAUGCCAAUGGAUGGGUCUGACAUGUGGGUUGAGAUGUCACGAGGCAGGAAGCAUAGAUUCUUCCUUGGGUAUGUUGAUGCCUGCUUGGAAAGUUUCCUUCCACUGUGAUGAUGCUUCUUGCUUAACUGGAUUGAGAGAUUAUAGGGAGCAUGGAAACCUCUGGCUUCUGCAAAGCUGGAAUGACACCCACUCUGUGUGUCAUUGCAUAUGGCCCCUGGAAAGUUCCCUGCAAAGGAAUGUGGCCCUUGUGCUGGAAAGCAUGCCCUGCCCCAGUUUUAUGAUGUCCCCCGGCCCGUUAUCAGGGUAGAUGAAGAGUGGGCUGUAAUUUCUUUCCAUAAUAAACAAGCAGACAGUUAAAUUGCUACUGAGAUGCUCCCAUAACUGCGAGGCCCAAAGAGAUGAAGGCCCAGCUGCUGCCAUUGCACUUGGCAGCUGAGUUGAUAAAAAGGCAGGCCAAGGAGAAAGACAUUUUUCUCCCUCCCCAGCAGGACAAAGCUGGCAACGACUGUGACCAUCAGCUGUGCCCAAUUUCCUUCCACUUGGAAGAGGUGAACCUGUGAAUGGAAGGAGGUGAUCAUCCGGCAAUGGGAUGCUGCGGUGUGAUAACAGGGCAAGUUCGCUUGCUGAGUGGGAGAUUGUGGCUUGAAGGCUACUGAUAACCAUCGUCAGAAGCUGGCUGGUGCCUAGCGAUGGACCUCAUGGAAGCAGGCAGGAGUUGGUGGGUGGAAGCUGGUGGCGUUUGCAUUUGGAAGCCAGUGAAUGCUGCAGAAGCAAACUGAUGUUUGUGGAUCUCAGCUGGCUGAAGUUCAGAAGCCAGUCAACAGAAGCCGGUGGCUAUAUUUGUGGAUUGAAGCUACAGACCCUCCUAGUGUCCCUGUUUUCCAAGUAUGAUCCCAGAUUUACAGAAGCCAUCACGGUUUCUGAUUUGAUCCCACUUUUCCCUAGGAUGUCCCCAUUUUCACUGGGGAAAUGUUGGAGCGUAUGGAGGUUAUUUGACCCCCGAGACAUGGAGAGAAGUAACUAUACAACCUUUAGAAGACAUCUGAAGGCAGCCCUGUAUAGGGAAGUUUUUUUUAAUGUUGUAUGUGUGAGGGCAUGGGAGGCUUUGAGGUGACUGGUGUUUGCUGAUGUGAUAUGUGAAAGACAAAACAGGGUGUGUGAGAAAGGAAACUGGUGAAUAUUCAUGAAUGGAUGAAGUUAGCAGAUGAAGUCACCAGGAAGAAGCCAAAUGAGGUGUCUGGGUGAUGCUGCCAGAUGGUAGUUAUCCCACUAAUUGUCCUGGGGGUUUUUACCCUUCCAGGUAUGUCUGAAGCUGGAGAGAUGUUCUGAAGACGACCAUUGACAGCAAUGAAGAGAACUGCAGGGCUUAAGCAAGCCAGUUUACAUUUUUAGAUAAAUGUCGUCGUCCCCCCAAAGAAAAUGUCUUUUUUAAUUUACAACAUGGUAUUCCUGGGCCUGUUGUCUUUGUCCAUGGAGUUUUCUUGGCAGGGAUACUAGAGUGGCUUUCCGGUUCUUGCUCCAGGUGGGUCACGUUUGGUCAAAACUUGCCACUAUGACCUGUUCAUCUUGGGUGGUCCUGCAUGGCAUAGCUCAUAGCUUCUCUGAGUAAUUCAAGCCCCUUCGCCACGGCAAGGCAGUGAUCCAUGAAGGUGUUGGAAGAUACUCUUGAGAGUCCCAUGGACUGCAAGAAGAUCAAACCUAUCCAUUCUGAAGGAAAUCAGCCCUGAGUGCUCACUGGAAGGACAGAUCCUGAAGCCGAGGCUCCAAUACUUUGGCCACCUCAUGAGAAUAGAAGACUCCCUGGAAAAGACCCUGAUGUUGGGAAAGAUUGAGGACACAAGGAGAAGGGGACGACAGAGGAUGAGAUGGUUGGACAGUGUUCUCAAAGCUACCAGCAUGAGUUUGACCAAGCUGCGGGAGGCAGUGGAAGACAGGAGUGCCUGGCGUGCUCUGGUCCAUGGGGUCACGAAGAGUCGGACACAACUAAACAACAACAGCAAAUUCCUGGGCCCUUCUGUCUGAGAUCCUUUCAACAGGCAAUACUGAGCUGGCUGUGUUUCAGCUGAGAAAAUGUAUAUAUGCCCAAAAGCAAUGUACAGUGGUGUCUCGCAAGACGAAAUUAAUCCGUUCCGCGAGUCUCUUCGUCUUGCGGUUUUUUCGUCUUGCGAAGCACGGCUAUUAGCGGCUUAGCGGCUAUUAGUGGCUUGGCGGCUAUUAACGGCUUAGCAGCUUAGCGGCUUAGCGGCUAUUAAUGGCUUAGCGGCUUUAAGAAAAAGGAAACAAACUCGCAAGAACUCGCAAGACGUUUCGUCUUGCGAAGCAAGCCCAUAGGGAAAUUCGUCUUGCGGAACGACUCAAAAAACGCAAAACCCUUUCGUCUAGCGAGUUUUUCGUCUUGCGAGGCAUUCGUCUUGCGGGGCACCACUGUAUACAAGUAAUAGAUCUACCAUAACAUUUUCAAUUUUUUCAUAGAUGUCGGCUGGCAUGUGUUUGUGUGAGUGAAAGGCACCAGGCUGGGGAGGACUGCUCUGUUCUGCAUGCUGUGAGUUAUCUUGCUUUCCUUUCAUCUUCGCUGCUGGGGUUGCAAGAGAUCCCAGUUGCACAACCCUGGCCUUCAUUCAUUCAUUCAUUCAUUCAUUCAUUCCAUUUCCAGGCUGCUUUUCAUUUUAAAAAUCCAAAAGGUCCAGCUCCGAGGGCCUUCUGGCAGUUCCCUCACUGCAAGAAGUGAGGUUCCAGGGAACCAGGUAGAGGGCCUUCUUGGUAGUGGCGCCCGCCCUGUGGAACGUCCUCCCAUCAGAUGUCAAGGAAAUAAACAACUACAGUGGUACCUUGGGUUACGAAUUUAAUUCAUUCCGGAGGUCCGUUCUUAACCCAAAACCAUUCUUAACCUGAGGCGCACUUUCACUAACGGGGCCUCCCGCCGCCGGUGCGCUGCUGGCGUACGAUUUCUGUUCUCAUCCUGGGGCAAAGUUCAUAACCUGAGUUACUACUUCUGGGCAUAGCUGUCAACUUUUCCCUUUUCUUGCGAGGAAUCCUAUUCGGAAUAAGGGAAUUUCCCUUAAAAAAAGGGAAAAUGUUGACAGCUAUGCUUCUGGGUUAGCGGAGUUUGUAACCUGAAGCAUUUGUAACCCAAGGUACAAAGGUAUCUGACUUAUAGAAGACACCUGAAGGCAGCCCUGUUUAGGGAAGCUAUUAAUGCCUGAUGUUUUAUCGUGUUUUUAAUAUUCUGUUGGGAGCUGCCCAGAGUGGCUGGGGAAACCCAGCCAGAUGGGUGAGGUAUAAAUAAAUUAUUAUUAUUAUUAUUAUUAUUAUUAUUAUUAUUAUAGCAGUUUACAGCGGAGAGCUACACUUCUCAGAGUGGUUUAAUAGUCAGUCCCUCACCCACAAAACUGUAGGCCUGGCACAAAGGAAGUAGCAGGGCAGAGCUGACUGAAAGUUGUGGGGCAGAUCAAAAUGGUGUCACCUUAUUGGUGGUAGGGCAGAGUUGGCUAGAAAUGGCCUGGCGGGGUCAGGCAGGCUGGAUUAGACCAGAGGUUCUCCACUGACAGGGCAAAACAGUAUUGCAGGCACACUGUGUGGGCAGUGGAUAAAGAGCCACAUCAGUCGUGUCAAUGCCUAUUUGCCAGAGCACUGGUGCGUACACUGUGUGUGUGCAGAAGGCUCUCUUCUGCAAAGUCCUUUGCGGGAUAAAUCUUUUGUGACAAGCAGCCCUAUGUAAAUAAGUGUACAGUAGUCUGUCAGCAAAUCUGUUGAGGCAGUAACGUUGUUGGUUGGGGUUUUUUAUACAAAAAUAAAAAUUCAGCAAACUCCUGACAACCGUUCCAAAGUUUUGCCGCACAAUAUGACUGCUGCUAUCAUUAGGCAUUAGUUUUGUUUUCUCUUGCUUUUUGGUUGCCCCAGGAAGCGUCUUGUGACUGCUGGAUGGAAAAUCCCAUCCAUGCAUCUGUCUCCCUCUGAGCUUAUCUGCCUGCAAACCCAACUCCCUGCCGUGCUGCUCAAAGGGUGGCUGUGCUUCAGUUCACAUAUCUAUUUCAGAAAUUGAAAAUUUGGUAGGUUCACCUUCUUCCCCCAUACUUCCUUAACCCUGAAGCUUAUGGGUUGAGCCAAUGUAUCUCAAUAGCCAAAGAGGGUUCGGACUCAUCUCUCAAGCAACUGGUCUCUAUGGUUUUGUAAGGUAUUGGCUCAUACCAGAGGAUCUGCCAGUCACAGCCAAAAAACUUAUUAUCUGCACCAGCUGAACAACUGAAUGAACUGGUGGGUCUGAGCUUUGUCACUCCACAGUGCCCUCCUGACAGUGGUAAGGGAAAAAAGCAUCACUGGUCAACCAAGGAGGAACCAGGUGACUUGUGGAGCCAAUAGGGGUCUUUUUUCUUUUCAUUAGCAGGUAAAUCUUUAAGUUACAGUGUCUCCGGGUGAGGAGUAGGAGGCAGGGGAAGAGAAAAAGGAGCUGGAAUGUAAACACAAGCUGGGAGCAGAGGCUCCCCUUGGAGAGCAAGGCUUGGGGUGGGUGCAAGCUAUUGGGAGCAGUGCAAAAGGCUGAGGAGGGGCUCGUGCGGCCGCAAACAAACCUGCCCACCCCCUUUUCAGGAACUGGAGCAAGUACUUCUCUGCCGGAUCUCUGAGCCUGGAGUGAGGGUCCUGGCCCCUGGGGGCAGCAGGCUUGAGGGAUCCCCCUCCCAGGAAGUGACUGAGAAGUUGGCCUCUGCAAGCAGCGUGGAAUUGUCCACAGACUCAAAUUCUGUCUCUUCGCUCAUCCCAUUGUCCAGACUGGACCUUGUCCCAGAAUCAAGUUUCUCCAGAUUGCUCUUUGGGGCCUGCAUCUCAGCAACUGCUCUUGACAAUUCCUCCUCUUCAUCAGCCCCCACAUCCUCUGGUUGACGUGAGGCAGCCUCUGUUUCCUCAGGGCCUUCUUUAGGGACCACAAUCCGUCAGCAGACGUCUUCUGAAUGUUGAAGCAUUCCGGAUCUUUCCCAGACAGAUAACUGCAUUGAUAAGGACUCUCUGGGCCACACGCUGCCCCAAAUCCACUGCAAGUACAAUAGGGGUCUUGCUGGCCUAUUAUACGUUUCCGAGGCAUGGCUCCCCAGUAUGGGCUGGGUGUCCCAUUUCGCCUCUUCAGGUGAAAUGGGGAGUGCCGCCUUGCCCUACCACUCUUGCCACAGCCACCGCUCCCACCACCGCCAUACUUGCUGCCACUACUGCUCCCUGCGCCACCCAUUCUGCCACUGCCGCAUGCCCUGCCACAACUGUUGCUGGCAGAGAAGCACCACCGCAGCUGUCCGUCCCUGAACUCGACUUCCCACUUAUCCAAAGCCUCUCCGCAGUCCUACCCCAGCAAUCUUCCAAAUGGUAGGCUGUUUCCCCAUACCAUCUUGCUUAGGGGAUAUAAGAACAUAAGAAGAGCUUCCGGGAUCAGGCCAGUGCCCCAUCUAGGGCAGAUGUCUGUUCUUAGCAGUGGAUAAACAGGUGCCUUUGGCAAGGUUGGAACGCGGGAGGCGCUGUGGGUAAAACCUCAGCACCUAGGGCUUGCCGAUCGCAUGGUCGGCAGUUCGAAUCCCCGCGACGGGGUGAACUCCCGUCUUUCGGUCCCAGCUCCUGCCCACCUAGCAGUUCAAAAGCACCCUUAAGUGCAAGUAGAUAAAUAGGUACCGCUUUAUAGCGGGAAGGUAAACGGCGUUUCCGUGUGCUGCGCUGGUUCUGGCUCGCCAGAGCAGCUUCGUCACGCUGGCCACGUGACCCGGAAGUGUCUCCAGACAGCGCUGGCCUCUUAAGCGAGAUGGGUGCGCAAUCCCAGAGUCGGACACGACUGGCCCGUACGGGCAGGGGUACCUUUACCUUUACCUUUGGCAAGGUUGCAAGUGGGACCCGAUUGAAACAUCACUCUGCCCACCUGCAAUUCCCAGCAACUGGCAUUCAGAGGCAGAACAUAGCCAUCGAGGCAAGUAGCCACCUAUUACUAACAUCCAGUUCAUGAGUGGAAAGUAUUGCUUUCAGACAGAAAUAAUAAUAAUAAUAAUAAUAAUAAUAAUAAUAAUAAUAAUUUAUUAUUUAUACCCUACCCAUCUGGCUCUGGGCAGUUUCCAACAAAAUAUUAAAAAUACAUUAAAACAUCAGUCAUUAAAAACUUCCCUAAACAGGGCUGCCUUCAGGUGUCUUCUAAAUGUCAGAUAGUUGUUUAUUUCUUUAACAUCUGAUGGGAGGGCGUUCCACAGAGCAGGCGCCACUACCAAGAAGGCCCUCUGCCUGGUUCCCUGCAACCUCACUUCUCGCAGUGAGGGAACCACCUGAAAGCCCUCGGUGCUGGACCUCAGUCUCCAGGCAGAACGAUGGGGGUGGAGACGCUCCUUCAGGUAUACAGUGGUACCUUGGGUUAAGUACUUAAUUCGUUCCGGAGGUCCGUUCUUAACCUGAAACUGUUCUUAACCUGAAGCACCACUUUAGCUAAUGGGGCCUCCUGCUGCUGCCGCGCCACCAGAGCACGAUUUCUGUUCUCAUCCUGAAGCAAAUUUCUUAACCCAAGAUACUAUUUCUGGGUUAGCAGAGUCUGUAACCUGAAGCGUAUGUAACCCGAGGUACCACUGUACUGGGCUGAGGCCGUUUAGGGCUUUAAAGGUCAGCACCAACACUUUGAAUUGUGCUCGGAAAUGUACUGGGAGCCACUGUAGGUCUUUAAGGAUUGGUUUUAUAGGGUCUUGGCAGCCGCUCCCAGUCACCAGUCUAGCUGCCGCAUUCUGGAUUAGAUGUAGUUUCCGGGUCACCUUCAAAGGUAGCCCCACAUAGAGCGCAUUGCAGUAGUCCAAGCGGGAGAUAACUAGAGCAUGCACCACUCUGGUGAGUCUGCGGGCAGGUAGGGUCUCAGCCUGUGUACCAGAUGGGGCACACAUUCCAGUGAUUUAUAAGUAAUCGCCAACCACCAAAUUCCAUGCUGGCCACAUGACCCGGAAGCUGUACACCAGGUACCUCAGCCAAUAAAGCGAGAUGAGCGCCACAACCCCAGAGUUGGUCACGACUAGACCUAAUAGUCAGGGGUCCCUUUACCCUUUACCUUUUUAUGACUUCCCUUGAUCUUGCUGACAAUGCCGGGCUGUGGAGUAAUGCUGGGCUAUAGCAUAGUCUAGAGGCAUGGUGUCAUUUUGCAUAAUGAAAGAGCACAAAAAAUUACAAUGCUUGUUUGGGCUGCAUGCCGAGUGGGAAAAUUCAUGCCAAGGCCCGGUCACAUGACCCCUCUCAUGCAAUGAAAUAUAUGCUGCAUGAGUCCCAGCUGCAGCUGACAAGGGUGGCCAAAUGGCACCUACUUGCUCCGCUCACCCCAAGCCAUGUGCUGCAGUUUGCAAACUUUUUCGUGUACCUUUAGAAAAGAAUCAAACAACAUCUUUGCGCCACGUGACAGCUUCCAUAUGGAUUUCUGCAACCCAUGUGGCAAGUGUAGUUCGGGAUCACAGAGUGAAUAAGGUUCAAGGAAGAUAUUGCUAUCCAUGGCUACUAACCCUGAUGAUGAUAACAACAACAACAACAACAACAACAACAACAACAACAACAUUUUAUUUAUAUCCCGCCCUCCCCAACCGAAGCCGGGCUCAGAGCAGCUAACAACAGUAAAAAUAACACAGUUUACAUAAAAUCAUAAUCAAUUAAUUGAAAUACAUUCUAAAAUCAAUUCAUUCUAAAAUCAAUUCAGAGUCAAAUUAAUGGAAAGAUGUCAAGUCCCACAGGGCCCUAGUCUCUUGUGACAGAGCGUUCCACCAGAUCGGAGCCACAGCCAAAAAACAGCUCUGUCUUGCAGCCCCUGCGGAAAGAUGUCAAGUCCCGCAGGGCCCUGGUCUCUUGUGACAGAGUGUUCCACCAGAUCGGAGCCACAGCCGAAAAAGCCCUGGCUCUAGUUGAGGCCAGCCUAACUUCUCUGUGGCCUGGGACCUUCAAGAUGUUUUUAUUUGAAGACUGUAAGGUCCUCCGUGGGGCAUACCAGGAGAGGCAGUCCUGUAGGUACAAGGGUCCUAGGCCAUAUAGGGCUUUAAAGGUUAAAACCAGCACCUUAAACCUGAUCCUGUACUCCACCAGGAGCCAGUGCAGCUGGUAUAGCACCGGGUGAAUGUGAUCCCAUGGCGAGGACCCCAUAAGGAGUCUCGCCGCGGCAUUCUGCACCCACUGGAGUUUCUGGGUCAGUCUCAAGGGCAGCCCCACAUAGAUGGCUAUGCUCUGCCUCCACAGUCAGAGGUAGUGUGCAAGGGAAUUCCAAACAGCAGUGGCUGAAGACAAGACAGUCAGGCUGUGUAUCCACAGCAGUGGCCAGAGAAGGAAUGACUUCUGGAAGGAGCGCAGAGAGAAGAAAUGCCAUGUUGCAUCUGCAUCAGCCCCAGCUGAAACAAAACAUGUCUCUCCCAGAUCAGUCUCUACUGCCACAGUCUCGCCUACCUCACAGGGUUGUUGUGAGGAUAAAAUGGAAAGGAAAUACCCAUGUACACCAACUACCAGGAGGAAAGGUGAGAAAUAAAUGUUGUGGUAAUAAUAAUAAUUAUAAUAAUACUCUCUCCUCAUUAGGGAAUGGGUCCUAUUAAAAACUGCUUUGGACAUUGCUACCAUUUGCAGGAAGUGUCAAAUUGAAUAAGGACACACUUGGAAGACCCACGGCAAUUAAAUUUAGAAUUCUGUUUUUAUGAUUCACCAAAUAUUGAUACUUUUGCUGAAAUAAGCUAAUAAGAUGUUUGCUUGUUUGUUUGGCCUGCCCAUUUGCUAGAACACAAUGUAGUCAUUGUAGCACAUGACAGAGGGAAGGGAUUACCAACUCAGGGCUGAUUUCAUUCUGCCAGUGCCCAGCAGUAACAAAAGACUCUUCUUAACAUUUGCUUCCUCCCAAUAUCCGCCUAAAAGACAAACCACUUUAUGUCUAAGCCUGAAUAAAACAAAAGCAAAAAAAAAAAGGAUAGCAAAUACCGGAACUAUAAACGUCAUAUGAUUCCUCAUCCUAUGAGCAAUGAUAUCCAACAAACUUGUUCCCCAUCAGUACAAGGAUUUCUGGUGGAAAGAAUCCCUGGAACUGAUAUAGGCCAAGUUCAGUGGGUGGACAGAGAGGAAGUUCCAUUGUACAAGCAGAAAUCCUUGUGCUGAUGGAACGAAUUAUUCAGAUACUGCCUCAUAUUUUUAAAAUGUGGUUGCAGCACAGCAUUCCUCUUCUGAGCUACACAUUUACAAAUCAUGCACAGUGUAUUUAGUACAGUGGUACCUCUGGUUACUAACUUAAUUCGUUCUGGUGGUCCGUUCUUAACCUGAAACCGUUCUUAUUCUGAGGUACCACUUUAUCUAAUAGGGCCUCCCGCUGCCGCCGCACCGCCAGCACGCAAUUUCUGUUUCAUCCUGAGGUAAAGUUCUUAACCUGAGGUACUACUUCCGGGUUAGCGGAGUCUGUAACCCAAAGUGUUUGUAACCCGAGGUACCACUGUAAAGGGGGUAACAAUUUAUCCCUGGUAGUGAAAGCAUAGCUACGCAGCCCUGGUCUCCUGAAGAUCUGGCUCUGCUUCUCAGAAGGAAUAUUUUGGCGAAAGAUGGCAAAAAUAACAAAUAAAUGACAGAAUAGGGAUAGUAAUUUGAUUCAGCUUGCAUAUAAAGAUGGACCUGCCAAAUUCACCCUUUCCAAACCAUUGUUUGAACUGAAAUACAAAUUGUCCUUUGACAUUUCCACUCCUCUGAAUUUUGCGAUGCACUUCUCCAGGCAAGUAAUGUGUAAAAAAAAUACAUACAUGAGGGUAUAGUGUGCCUUAAAAUAUGCACAUGAUUUUUUUUAAAAAAACAGCAUCCCAAAAUGCAUUAUAUGUGGGGAAAUUGCUAUGCAAAAAUGUGUAUGUCAGGCAAGGCUGGCCCUACCAUUACAAUAAUACAAACAAAACACGUAGGCUGUUAGUUAGUAGAAAAUAUAUAGUGGAAUAAUGAUAUCAUUCAAAUUAUAGGAGUAAGCCAAUCAUCUCAAAAGUUUCAAAAGUAAAGUCUCUCAAUAAUCUUCUAUUGAAACUUUUGAAAGACUGUUGAGAGACUGUCCUGUUUUGAACACAUGGCUUGACGGUCCUCGCUACCACUCUUUUAUUGUACAUAUAAACUUUGAUUGGCUUACUCCUAUAAUCUGAAUGAUAAAAUUAUUCUAUUACAGUUUUGUGUAUGGGAUCCGUUCCGGAGCCCUGGCCGCUAGCUGAAAAGGACGCAGGGCAAAGUGCUGCCUCUGCGCACACGCACGAAGUGGUUUGUGCUUCUGCGCAUGCACGAAGCGUGAUUUAGAGCUUCUGCGCAUGCGUGAGUGGCAAACCCGGAAGUAACCUGUUCUGGUACUUCCAGGUUUCCUGCAGCCGUUCACUGGAAUGGACACUAGACAAGGUGGAUGUUCACAGAGGUAUUACCAUAUAUAUUUUCUACUAACUAUUAGUAGUUGUGAUUGGUUCUUACUGCAACACAGGGGUUUGUUUUUGGCCCUACCAUUAGACAGAGCGAGGCAGCUGCCUCAGGUGGCAGGUGCUGGGGGGUGGCAGCAGUCUCCUCACCAUUUCCCCUCAGCAGAGGCAGCUCCAUUUGAGGAAAUGGGGCAGUGCCAUACCAACCCCAGCCUGCCCUGAACCAGCCCCACCUGCUGGUUCUUACACACAACCAGUCAGGGGACAGCUCUGCCUGUCAUGGGCUCUGGCUUCAUCUCCUACUGUCAGGCUUCCUGUCUUCUGCCAUACCAAUCCCAAUAGGCACCAGUCACCACCAUUCUCCCUCAGUCCCCUAAGCCAGACUGCUCUGCCCUGCCAUACCUGGCCUGCUGUCCUUAGGCCCGCCGAAAGACGCAGCCCCUUCAACUGUGUUGAAGUAAGGUUCAACUGCCUGUCAUAAUCGGGGGGCGCCAUUUUGUCCUUUGCCUCAGGCAGCAAAGCAGCUAGAGCCGGCCCUGAUAUUGGGCAGAUAUGGCAUACAAAAAAUGGCAUACAAAAAGGUGUCUAUCAGGAGAAAUUCUCACAAAAAUGCGGGCGAUUUUUUAUGAGGGCUUUGAAAAACAACAACCCACCAGCUGAUAUGGAAAUGUGGGGAACUGACCUUAACAGCUGAGGAAUAGGAAGCUGAGAGGGAGGGAAUUCCACAAUUUAGGGGCUGCCACCGAGAAAGCCCUGUCGCUGACCACCAUUUCCAGCACUUCUAAGUCUGGUGGAACUACUAGGAGAGACCCCACCCCUUCCACAAAUCUUUCCCCAAAAUGAAAACAUCCAAACAAAACUUAUUUUCCAUUAUUGUGCCUCAUUUUAGUCCCACACAGGGAGCAAAGUACAGUGCAUACACAUUGACAAUCUGAACUGAGGCUUUGUGUAGUGUGAAUGAAUUAAAUAUUUUUGGCUGUGGCUGCAUUUUUUCCCUUCUUCCUGGAAAUGAAUGAAUUGUUUUUCUGCUCAUUUGGAAAAACCCAAUUAACCUUAAUAACAACUCUUUAAAAAAAAAAAAGACUUCCACUGACAUCCAUUGAGUUGGUAGCUCCUUCAACAGUCCCAUUCACAGGAAAAGUUGCGCGCAAUGAAUUGGGUGUCAAAUUUGUGAGCUGAUAAUAUCCAAAAUCUUUUUUAAAAGAAAGGGAAAGGGGGGGGGAAUAACCUCUCUGGGCUGCUGGAGGCUUGUACCUUUUGUUCAAUGAACACUUGAGUUAUUUUUAUGAACAGCUGACCUAGAUUCUCCACCUGAAUUAAAAUGUCCCCCUGCAGCUCAGUAAAGACAGAAAUUCGCAAGUUGCCCAAAAGCUUUUAAGCAUGGAACUAAAAAUGAGUCUCAGCUUUGCAAGGGGAAAAGCAGCGCCCAUUAGUCAUAGAAGAGAUUUUGAAAAUAUGCCUAUGGAGCAAAAUACAAGUUACUGUACUUCAGUGUCUAAGGCUGGCACUAAUAUUAGGGAAUGUGAGGUGGUCACCUCUGGAAUCUGGGGUUGAGGGCAAGUGCCCCAUAGCUGUUCCUCCUGGGCUUCCUCCCAUCCACCUGAGCUAUUGCACCAGAAGAAGCCUUGCUUGCUUGCUACUGCGUAGGCCAGCUGGUUCAUCUAACCAUAUGACACCAGUCCUGAAAAAGCUACAUUGGCUCCCAGUACGUUUCCGAGCACAAUUCAAAGUGUUGGUGCUGACCUUAAAGCCCUAAACGGCAUCGGCCCAGUAUACCUAAAGGAGUGCAUACAUCCCCAUCGUUCAGUCUGGACACUGAGGUCCAGCACCGAGGGCCUUCUGUUGGUUCCCUCACUGCAAGAAGUGAGGUUACAGGGAACCAGGCAGAGGGCCUUCUCGGUGGUGGCGCCCGGCCUGUGGAACACCUCCCGUGAGAUGUCAAGGAAAUAAACAACUAUCUGACUUUUGGAAGACAGCUGAAGGCAGCCCUGUUUAGGGAAGUUUUAAAUGUUUGAUGUUUGAUUGUGUUUUCAAUAUUUUGUUGGAAGCCGCCCAGAGUCGCUGGGGAAACCCAGCCAGAUGAGCAGGGUAUAAAUAAUUUUUUAAAAAUUAUUAUUAUUAUUAUUAUUAUUAUUAUUAUUAUUAUGCCUGGCGUGCUCUGGUCCAUGGGGUCACGAAGAGUCGGACAUGACUAAAUGACUAAACAACAACAACAGUGGUCUUCUCCCAACACAGCUCAGUGUCCUAGGGGAAGGCCCUGACUGAGUGAGCUGGCAGAGAGGCAGCCAGCCCAGGUCACACCCUCUAGCAGAUAUAAUGCAUAUCCAUAUGUUUCUCUGGUCCAGGCACCCCCAAACUCAGCCUUCCAGCUGUUUUGGGACUACAACUCCCAUCAUCCCUAGGUAACAGGACCAGUGGUCAGGGAUGAUGGGAACUGUAGUCCGAAAACGGCUGGAGGGCUGAGUUUGGGGGUGCCAGGUCUAUAGGAGCCAAAUCCUAGGGACCAAGGGGUCUUCAGCCCCCCCCCAUAAAUUAUUUGAGAGGGCUGCCCCCCCCCAAGUUGAUGGGCAUGGCUAUUCAAAUGGUGUGUGUGCAACGUGUCAUGUGAUUGAUUAUGCGGGGCAGGGUUCUGGUCACAUAAUUCACGGUGGUGCUGGGACAGCUGCAUUGCAGCACAUGCUUGAAUGACCAGGCCUAGAUCUUAUUAGUUUUAUUUUUUAUUUAUUAAAUUUGUAUGCCGCCCUUCAUCCACAGGUCUCUGGGCAGUUCACAAUGCAAAAUUGCAAUACAAAACCCACAAAAAUACAUAGUAAAAAUAAGAACAACAACAAACCAAUAAUCCCCAGUCUCACAACACAUUUAAAAGGGCAUCGAAUGUCCAUCAGCCAAAGGCUUGGUUGAAGAGGGAUGUUUUCACCUGGCACCUAAAGGUGUAUAAUGAAGGUGCCAACCAAACCUAACUGGGGAGAACUUUCCACAAAUGGGGAGCCACUGCAGAAAAGGCCCUUUCAGAUUCAGCAAGCUGGUAGCCUGAUUGGAUAACCCUAGUAUUGGUUCUAGUAUUACACAGGAGGGAAGAAAAUUUACAUUUCUAUCUGCUUUCUUUACAACAUGGAAACUUUUAUGAACCUUGAUCCUCUCUCCCUUUACUUUCCUUCUUUCUACAUUAAAAUGCCCAGUUGCAUAUGGGCUUACCCCAAGGAUGGUGGUAUCAGGAUCUUGUAAUAAAUAAGCACAUUUGCUAUGCUAUAUGCUUCUGGUGGGUUGUUUUGUUUGCAGCUGAAUUCUGCAUUUUGUUCUACGCUGUUCAAUUUUAUUGAAUAAUUCUGUUUUGGACCGUGUAUAUUUCCACCCUGGGACCUUCAAGUUAAGGGUGCAUGCUGUUCAUAAACAGAUAAAUGAAACUAAUUGGGAGUAAUUUUUAAAGCGGUCUUUUCUCAAAAGCCUUUCAUUCUGUAAACAUCUGGGCAACAAACUGCAAAGUAGGGCACAUUCCUUUCUCUGGGAGAAUUUGCCAGAGAGCUGUUUAUUUUUAGAGACCUGUUUAAUGCUAUGGUUUAUUUAUACGGGUAAAAAAGAAAUGCGGCGAUUGCUUUAUUCUCUUCACGCCCCCUCCCCCUUCCCUUAAGUUUCACACUGAGAUCAGGUGUUUGCCUCUUCGGAAAUAAAAUUAGACUUGAAUCUAGAAGCUUAGAAACCCCAAAGACCUGAUCUUUUGUAAUGCACUUCUGCAAAAGAAACAGUACCCAGUGAAUUCUUGGCAGCCAGGAAUCCAAAGACAGGAAGGAGAGGGGAGGAGGUGAAAGACCAAGAAUCAGCUUAUCAGUGAAGGACAAACACACACCUACGCAAAUUGCCUAGGGACACAACAUGGGCAGGAGAAUCUGCCCACUCAUCAUCUGGAGAGAGAGACAUGGUGUUGAAAGGUAGUUUUGAAAGAUUGCAGACAACACACAGCAGAGAUGAAGGAUCUUUUUCAGACCAGGGGCCACAUUCCCUUCCAAGUUCCCCUUCCAGCGGUAGCAUGCCGGUGGGCGGGGCCAGAGGCAAAAUGGGCGUCGCAAGAAAUGUAAAUUUCUUUCUCGUAAUAUUCAAUAAAACUGAAAGUUCAGAGAUAGCGUCCCCUUUGCCACUUAAGACUGAGCUAUAUAGCUGCAAAUAAGACGUUUCAAAUGUGUUGUAAAGCGCAAUAUACAAAUGGGACACUAGAUGGCAACUGUGAGCUACGGCAAAUUCAAUGCAUUUUUCAAAAGUUUUUUUAAAAAAAGCAUUUUCACAGCCUUUUUUUUUUUUAUAAAUAUUUAUUCCAAUUUUAAAAAUUACAAAAAAAGAAAAAAGUAGAAAAAGAAAAACAAAUCACAUACAUCUUAUACAAAAAACAAACAAUACAAAAGAAAAAUACAAAAGACAAAAAAUCACCAUAAAAAGGUAACAAAAAAUCAAAUUAAACCUUUAAAACCGUUUUCACAGCCUUUUUUUAUAUGUGUGUAGAUUCCACCUGAGCUCCUCUAAGUAAUGAUAUUUCAGAGACUGUUUUUAAGAGUUCAUUUUUGAACUUUUUAAAUUAAAAACAACAGCAACAACAACAACAGUGUUGUUCGCCAGAAGCGGCUUAGUCAUGCUGGCCACAUGACCCAGAAGCUGUACGCCGGCUCCCUCGGCCAAUAAAGCGAGAUGAGGGCCGCAACCCCAGAGUCGUCUGCGACUGGGCCUAAUGGUCAGGGGUCCCUUUACCUUUAAAGAAGCAGUUAAAAGAGAAAAUCCAUCAAAAUCUGAGAAGUCAUUCACUGAAAGGUUGUUGGGGUGUUUUUUUUUGCAAAGGAAGGACUUUUUCAAAGGACUACCAGUUCCAAGUUCUACAUAAAGUGGCCACCAAUAUAGACAGGUUUACAACGAGGGAUUAAACAAAUUCAUAUGGGGGAGUGGUUUGAGGUUUAACCACAAAGGCUACUGACUCAGAUUGUUGAGGAUCAAAAGGGAGCAUGCACCUGAAUUAGAGGUGGGCAGAAGGUACAUUUGGAUCUACUGCUAGAUCUCUGGCUGUUAUGUAGUACAUUGCCAGUAGGACUUGCAACAGAUUCUGACUCCCAGCUGAGCCUGGUAAAGAGGGAUCCUUACCAGGAUCAGCCUCAAGGGUCAAAGUUGGCAAGUGGGCAGGGCUGGCGAAGAUGCCAGGGGGCUGACAUCAUUAUGAUGUCACAUGGAUUGGCAAUCAGGCUGUCCCGCCCACCUGUCAAAAUCCCUGGCACACAUUUCCCAAGCGUCUUGCCGCUACUACGGGCGGCGAAGGGGGAAGAGAGAUUUUUCUCUCCUUCCCACAGCAGUAGAAGGGUGGUUAUUGUUUUUAAAUGACUUUUAUCCAAUUUUGUGGCUUUCACUAGUAAAUUAGUAUGUGUUACACCACUUUGAGUGGCUUAUGGGUAGGUAAUCUAUGAAAUGCAAUAACUAAAUUAAAAAUACGCACACGACAGCGAGUGUGAAUACACAACUGAUUACUAUGCUGAGGCAACCCCUCCACCCUAGCACAUUCUUAAAUAAAUCCUAUUUUUAGAUCUCCUUGUUCUGCAGGUUUGUCCACGCUCCAUCUAAUUGUACUCCAAGACAAAGUCCAGCAUCUAUUAUGCAUUUUCCAGCGACUUCUUGAUAGCAGUAGAUUGGUUACCAUGGCAAAUACAACCCUGUUUGCAUAUAUAGAGGAACAGAGCAGCGGAAAUGGAUAGAUAAUGCCAUGCCUGAAACUACAUAGAAAGCUUUUAAAGCAUAUAUAUAUAUAUAUAUAUAUAUAUAUAUAUAUAUAUAUAUAAUGUUCUGUAGAGCAGAAAUCAGUGCUUCAGAACAUCAUACAUAAUUCACUGCAUUUGGAAACCUACAAAAGAAGGCCAGAGCAAUGUAGUGAAUUUGGUGGGUAAGGAUGGGUCUAAAUCAUGGGUAGGCAAACUAAGGCCCGGGGGCCGGAUCCGGCCCAAUCGCCUUCUCAAUCCGGCCUGCGGACGGUCCGGGAAUCAGUGUGUAUUUCCAUGAGUAGAAUGUGUCCUUUUAUUUAAAAUGCAUCUCUGGGUUAUUUGUGGGGCAUACGAAUUCGUUCAUUUCCCCCCCCAAAAAAAAAAAAUAGUCCGGCCCCCCACAAGGUCUGAGGGACAGUGGACCGGCCCCCUGCUGAAAACGUUUGCUGACCCCUGGUCUAAAUCCUUCCAGAGCCAUGAAACUCACUGAGCGACUUUCAGCUAGUCACUUCUCUCAGCCUAGCCUACCUCACCUCACAGGGUUUUUCUGAAGCUUUUAAAAAGGGCCUCAGGCCGAAAUUGAGUUCCUUGGACAAAGAUUGAGCCACAAAGAUGACAACAGGAACUUGGCAUGUGAUAGCGCAGCCUGUAAAGUAAAAUUCUUAGGAGAGCAAAAGGGGAGGGGAUUUUACAAACAUCAGUGGAUCUUUCGAAGCACUUUCCCUACAGGGAAACCUUACAGGGGUUUUAUGGGGCAUGCAGUUAUCCCAGGAUUUCUCUUCCUUUUGUCUGUUCUUUUUCCAAAACAGAAGAUACGACUGGAAUGUGUGCAGAGGAGGGCGGACAAGAUGAUCGAGGGUCUGGAAAGCCAAGCCUUAUGAGGAACGGUUGAAGGAGCUGGGUAUGUUUGGCCUAGAAAAGAGAAGGCUGAGAGGAGAUAUGAUGGCCAUCUUGGAGGGUGGUAGCCUCUCCUUCCUUGGAGGGUUUCAAGCAGAGGUUGGAUGACCAGCUGUGACAGGUGAUUUAGUUGAGAUUCCUGCAUUGGAGGAGGGUUGGACUAGAUGACCAUUGGUGUCCCUUCCAACUCUAUGAUUCUAUGACUUUUGGGAAAGAUCUGAAAUGGCAGCACACACAAACACAUGUGUGGGUUCUUUGUGCUUCCUUGCACUUUUACUAUUGAGCUUCUGCUUGGUAUAGUUUAGCCAUACGCAGUGAUGUUUUCCAACACCACACAACCUCUCUUCCAAUUGCUCCUCACCUGAUCAUACCUGGGCUACUUGUCCACAUAAACAGAUGCAUCAUGAUGUUUAUCAAAACCAGCAAACAACAAAGCAAAACAGCAUGGGGAAAAAGAAACUGGUGCAAAAAAUUAAAUAGCAAGAAAAAUAUAUGUGUAUCGAAAGAUCAUAUGAAAUGGAAGUUAGAGCUGGACCAUAAAGAAGGCUGAUCACCGAAGAAUUGAUGCUUUUGAAUUAUGGUGCUGGAGGAGACUCUUGAGAGUCCCAUGGACUGCAAGAAGAUCAAACCUCUCCAUUCUGAAGAAAAUCAGCCCUGAGUGCUCACUGGAAGGACAGAUCCUGAAGCUGAGGCUCCAAGAUUUUGGCCACCUCAUGGGAAGAGAAGACUCCCUGGAAAAGAACCUGAUGUUGGGAAAGAUGGAGGGCACAAGUAGAAGGGGACGACAGAGGACGAGAUGGUUGGACGGUGUUCUCGAAGCUACAAACAUGAGUCUGACCAAACUGCGGGAGGCAGUGGAAGACAGGAGUGCCUGGCGUGCUCUGGUCCAUGGGGUCACAAAGAGUCGGACACGACUAAACGACUAAACAACAACAAUCGAAAGAUAAAAGGCUUGGGAGAAGAAAAGGGUAUUUUCUCAAGAUCUAUAACAUAGCUGACAGGUCAGCCUCUCUGGGGAUGCUAUUCCAUGAAUGGAGUGCCACCACCGAUAAGGCCCUUUUCCUAGAAGACAUCUGCCCACCCAACUUCUUUAGGCAAAUGAACCUGAUGAAGGGCCCUAUGGCAUCUACCUGCAUACAGAUGAUAGCUUAUCAGAAACUUGCGACUGGUAAAGUAGAGCUGUCAUUCGAGAGACACGUUCACUUUGGCCUGCAUGUUAAUGAAAAAGCUACCUGGUUCACACUUCCUGAAAAAUACAGGAACUGAAACCCAGCCAACCUUUGAUAUUCACGCCUCUCCAAAUUUUGCAAUGCUGUUCUCCAACCUCCAAAUGUCAUUACAGCAAAAAAAAAGGCAUAUAUUCUUGAAAUAACAGAAUGCAUAUAUAUAUAUAUGGGGAAAUUGCUUGGAAAAAAUUGUAUAUUAGGCAAGAUUGCACUAAAAAUUGUGUGUAUUAGGAGGAAGCAAAAAUGAUGGUGAAUUUUCAUGAGGACUUAUAACAUUAAUUAAAAACUGGUGUAGGAAUGCGGCAAACCGAACUUUGGAUGAGAAAAAUAAGAACGAGAGAAACCUAAAUUGAUAGAUUCACCCAUCCCUGGCUGUCGUUGCUCAGGAUAGACACAUUUUUGUUAAACAAAGAAAUUGCAUUCCACUGGGGUCUCUAGUCAAACCUGUUUUGCAGGAUUUAAAGGCUGAAACAGGGGGGCACUAAAGGCUGCAUUUCGUGUUGUGGUCGUAUGAGUCUUGCCAACUCACAGCUAAUGACGCUCCUCAGUGAUGCUCUCAGUGAUCAAUAUUGACUCGCGGUCAGGGGCGCUAUUUUGAGGCAGGGGCUGAGCCCCCCAAUAUUGAGGGGACGCCCGACCCCCCCAGGCGAGCGCUGGCAUGCCGGGCAGGAGAAGAGGUUUGGAGGGCGAUUUUCACCCCCUGUGUCCUCUGCUGCGAUCGCCAGAGCAUCCCAGCAGCAGGGGCAUAGGAAGUGGGGGGUGGUCCGCCGCAGGUUCCAUCAUGGAGGGGGGUGACAAAUUAUCAAGGAACAAUUGCUGCCCUACUAGGGCAGUUCAAAAAAAACUUUUUUAAAAAAAAUGCGGCUCCAAAGGUCUUAUCUUACUACACUAGGGUUUAUAUAGCUAUAUAUGAAAUUUCAUGCAUAUCAGUUAAUAUCUUGACCCUCCUUCACAAAAAUAGCUGUUUACUUGGCCGUUUUCCUGUGUUGUGAAGGCUGAAAUUUCAAGUCAGUGGAGCACUUACUGUUCCCAACCCUAACCCUGCAGAAAGCCAUCUAAUUAGACUUUAAUUUGAUUUUGACAUGUUUUUAGGAGGUAAUUUAAUUAUUGUUUGAUUUUAUACCAGUGUUAUGUAUUUGAUGUUAGCCGCCCUGAGCUUGACUUCGGCCGGGGGGGGGGAUGUAAAUAAAAGUUUAUUAUUAUUAUUAUUAUUAUUAUUAUUAUUACUUAUUAUUACCGUAUUUUUCGCCCUAUAGGACGCACCGGCCCAUAGGACGCACCUAGUUUUCAGGGGGGGAAAUCAAGGAAAAAAAUAUGAUUUCCCCCCCGCAGCUCUGGGAGCAGUGGACAGGCUGCACGCAGCCUGUGCGCUACUCCAAGACCUUCUCCCUGCUUUUGCGGGAGGUGGCGGAAUUCCCCCACCUCCCUCAAAAGCCCACAGGAGCCCCGCGUGACUCCUGCGGGCUUUUCGACCAGGAGGGAGAAGGGACUGAAACGGCCAGUCAGUCCCUUCUCCCUCCUCGGGGAAAAGCCCCCAAGAGCGGCGCGCUCUUUAAAGGGUGUGCGGCUCCUGCGGGCUUUUCUAGGAGGUGGGGGAAUCCCCCCCCCCCGUAGAAAAGCCAUCAGAAGCCGCGGAGCCCCUUUAAAGAGCACGCGGCUUUUGCCUGCUUUUGCGGGAGGUGGGGGAAUUCCCCCAUCUCCCGCAUAAGCCCAAAGGAGGGUUGGAGAGUAGCGGGAAGGCGUCGUGCACCUUCCUGCUGCCCCCCAUCCUCUGGGGCUGGCGAUGGGGGAAGCACUCCUUUCCCCACCGCCAGCCUCAAACCCACGUUGGAGAGUAGCGGGAAGGCGUCACGCGCCUUCCUGCUGCCCCCCAUCCUCUGGGGCUGGCGAUGGGGGAAGCGCUGCUUUCCCCACCGCCAGCCUCGAAGCCAGGUUGGAGAGUAGCGGCAAGGCGUCGCGCGCCUUCCCGCUGCCCCCCAUCCUCUGGGGCUGGCGAUGGGGGAAGCGCUGCUUUCCCCCACCGCCAGCCUCAACGAGCAGACUCUCCUGGCUUCAGCGGAAGCAACGCGAAGCCUCUGGAGCACAGGCUUCGGAGGCUUCGCGUUGCUAUCGCUGAAGCCAAGGAGUCUGCAUUCGCCCCAUAAGACGCACACACAUUUCCCCUUCAUUUUUGGAGGGGGGGAAAGUGCGUCUUAUAGGGCGAAAAAUACGGUAUUCCUUUGUAAGAAAAUAUGAAAUAACGUAAAACCAUUUUUGCAGGCAAAAAUAAAAUAAAAAUCAAUGUGUGGGGGGGUGACAAGAAAUUUUCCGCACCGGGUACCACCUGACCUUCCUACACCUCUGCCCAUCAGGGGCCUGCCCGUCCCAGCAGAUGUGGCCAGAUGGGCUGGGGCAUCGCACGUGUGACGUCAUGCAUGUGCAACAGCCCCCCCAAAAAAUGUUGGGCCCAAAUCAUGUGCCUGCUUGCAGUACAACCCUACACAUGACCCCCAUUCUCUUCCAAACCUUCCAGAAAGCACACAAGUCCUUUCGAUGCUAUGUGGGCCUGAUUUGGUCUGGCUUCAAAGCUGGUUCGGCCGUCUGUAUGGCAGGAGUUAGGAACUUCGGACAUACCUGCUCUGGAGGUUCACUAGCAGGGCAUGAGAGCAAUAUUUAAUAUUUGUCUCUAGCAAUGGGUCACUAAGAUAUACUGCUCUUGAACAUGGAAGCUCUGUGUAUAAUAAUCUAAUCUCCCUUAGCACCCAGUUUCCAACUAUGGUCAGAUGGAUGCUUCAAGGAUGCUCAGGAACAGGAUACCAUGGAGAGAGACAUUUCCUGUUGUUUUUCCAGCAUCUGCUAAUUAGAUAUAUCAACAACCUCUGUACGCGAAGGAUUCAUUUUAAGUGUUUGUGGUUAACUGUCAGCGGCAUGGGGCACACCAGGACUGUCCCUGGAAAACAGAGACACUUGGAAGGUAUGGCAAGGCGGGGCCUGGUUUGUCUACUAGCAGAUUGCAAUUGGUUUAGCUGCAGGUUGUUGAGCACUUUUUAAGAUCUUGGCAGGCCAGAUUAGGCUUGUGGGUCAAUGGUUCACCACGCUUGCUCUUUCAUUACUCCAAUCCUUUUAAAUAUUAAAAUACACAGUUUUUAAAAUACAGUGGUACCUCGGGUUAAGUAAAUUCGUUCCGGAGGUCUGUUCUUAACCUGAAAUUGUUCUUAACCUGAAGCAUCACUUUAGCUAAUGGGGCCUCCUGCUGCCGUCGUGCCGCCAGAGCACGAUUUCUGCUCUCAUCCUGAAGCAAGGUUCUUAACCCGAGGUACUAUUUCUGGGUUAGCAGAGUCUGUAACCUGAAGCGUAUGUAACCUGAAGCUUAUAAAACCCGAGGUACCACUGUAUUACACAUUGGUAGUUAUUUUACAGCAUGUGUUUUCACAGAAAGCAAAGACCAAUAGCCAAACCUUAUUCUUUUACAGUGGUACCUCGGGUUACAUACGCUUCAGGUUACAUCCGCUUCAGGUUACACAUGCCGCUAACCCAGAAAUAAUGCUUCAGGUUAAGAACUUUGCUUCAGGAUAAGAACAGAAAUCGGGCUCCGGCGGCGCGGCAGCAGCAGGAGGCCCCAUUAGCUAAAGUGGUGCUUCAGGUUAAGAACAGUUUCAGGUUAAGAACAGACCUCCGGAAUGAAUUAAGUACUUAACCUGAGGUACCACUGUAUUUGGAAGAACCAUUCAGAUGGGGGUUUUUCUCUUCUCGUUUUGGAACAUGAUUUCCUGUGGCCAGGGGGGGAGGGAAGUUACAUGGGAGCUACAAACCGCUAAAGCAUUCAAAAAAUGUGACCGGCUGUUUCAAUCACAUGACCUUGGGCUCAUUAUGAAAUAGUCCUGCGUUUCCACUCUGCCCCUGCAGCAGCUAAGCUCACACAGGGCAAACCUCCUCUGCCACCUCCUCCAUAUGCUUUUCAGAAUUCAUGGGAAAAAGAAGGGUGUGAGGCAGCAAGGAAAACAUCGAGCAUUUUUAAAAUAAUUGCGCUGACUGCAUCAGGAGAAAUAAUACAAAAACAGGAAGAAGGAAAGGGUGUCAAAUGGUAUUUUAAUCAGGAAAGAAAGCAACACUCGUUAACACUCUUCUCAUUAGGAGAAGAGAAAUGCUGUCGGGCAAGGAAGGGGAAAUCUCAUGCCUAGGGGUCGUCUCUCCCCAAGCUUUGCACCCUUCUUUAGUGUUUUUGCCUGACUGGAACUCUUGAGAAAGUUUCUGUCUUGCCUGGUUGGACGAUAAAAAGGGAUGUGUGAGAGGGAAGGAACUAACCUACCGGUCAAAGGUAAAAUUCGCAUUGUCAACUUUUGCCUGCGGCCCUCAGAAAGUUGUUCCGAAGGCAAUGUGGCUCUCAGGCUGGAAAAAAGUUCCCCACCCCUACGGUAAGGAGCCCAUACCAGGCAAACCAGACGCCCAAGCAGCACCAUACAUGGAACUUUAGCAUCCUGUUUUAUUUCUUAAGACAUUUCUUUUCACCGUCAUCCAGUUCAAUAUGGCACCCUUUCCCUUCUUUGCUUUGACGCUUGGGAAAAAAGUGUGUGGCUGUUUAUUUGCUGCACUCACGUUUAACCUUCUAAUCGGGUAGUAUUCCAGUAAGCAUUUUUAUACCGAUGCACCAAAUGCCUGUUACAGUGGUACCUCAGGUUACAUACGCUUCAGGUUACAGACUCCGCUAACCCAGAAAUAUUACCUCAGGUUAAGAACUUUGCUUCAGGAUGAGAACAGAAAUUGUGCUUCAGUGGCGCGGCAGCAGCAGGAGGCCCCAUGAGCUAAAGUGGUGCUUCAGGUUAAUAACAGAUUCAGGUUAAGAACGGACCUCCAGAACGAAUUAAGUACUUAACCCGAGGUACCACUGUAUUAUGAUCUGUGGAGUGUGUGGGCAGAGAUGAUUUAUACAGUGGACCCUCUAGUUAUGUACCGCUCUAGAUACAUAACCUUCAGGUUAUGAACGCGGGAAACCCGGAAGUGUAUACUUCCAGGUUUUGCCAUGCGCGCAUGCGCAGAAGCACUCAAUUGCGCCCCACUUGUGCAGAAGUGGCACCUCUGCCUACGGACUUUUCGGGUUGCAGACGGACCCCCAGAAUGAAUUUACCGUAAUUCGUAUCCACUGUACACCGCAAAGAUCCACGGCAGAGGAAUCCACUGGACACACUGCAACCUACUGUGGGAUCUAUCUCAGAAAAAAAAGGCUGUGAUGGGGGAGGUGACUUUUUUAUUGUUAGCACAAUGCUAUACACUCGGACAUGUCACAUAUGAAAAUAGGGACAUUCUUGAAAGACAGAGGAGAUGAACAUUUUUGGCCCGGCAGGCCAGAUUGCUACCUGUCCCCACCCUUGAGGGCCAGCUUUGACAGGUGGAUGGGACAACCCACCUGUCAAUCACUUGGAAUCAUUAUGACAUCAGACAACGGACAGGUCCAUUGUCCCACCCAUCUGUCAAAGUUCUUUGCGCUGUAAUUCCCAAGCGCCUGACAGACAGGUGGUUGUUGUGUUUGUUAUAUUGUAAUUUUAUGUUGUGAACCGCCCUGAGAUCCACGGAUUAAGGGUGGUACACAAAUUUAAAUAAUAAUAAUAAUACAACCAUGCAUACCACCUUGAGCUCCUUGGGGGAAAGGUGUGGUAUAAAUGUAAUAACUAAAUACUCUAUCUGUAUUGGAUCUGUGUCUAUAUCAAUGUUGGAUUUGACAUUGUUUUUAGAGAUGUUUUUACUUUCAAACGGCUUCAGGGUAUUCCAUAGGAAAUGAUUGAUCAAUGAAACCAAAUGAAAGAGUGAAGAAAGAGUGCAACAAUACAGCAUUAAACAUUAAAAACUUCCCUAAACAGGGCUGCCUUCAACUGUCUUUUAAAAGUAGGAUAGUUGCUUAUUUCCUUGACAUCUGAUGGGAGGGCAUUCCACAGGGAGCCACUACAUGGAAGGCCCUCUGCCUGGUUCCCUGUAACCUCACUUCUCCCAGUGAGAGAACCGCCAGAAGGCCCUCGGUGCUGGAUCUCAGUGUCCGGACUGAAUGGUGGGGGUGGAGAUGCUCCUUCAGGUAUACUGGGCCGAGGCCAUUUGGGCUCCUGCCAAGGGUCCAGGUGACUCCCCUCCCAGCAAGGUGCCCGCUGACAAGAGCCAUCAGGACCUGCUCGCCUUCUUCACUCCUGCAGCCUUAUUGCUCAUCUGCCUCUCACUCUGGCCCAGAGGAGAUGGGGAGCUGAACAACUGCCAUGGUGAGAAGGAAGAAGUCACAGCCAUUAUCUGCUUGCUCAUUGGCUCUGCCUGGCAGGCAAACGGGUGGUAGUAAUGAUAGAAGCAGAGGAGUAGCAACAGCUGGCCACUAGUGGGUGGAAGGAUCUGUCAAUCUCAGCUCUCUCCAGUUGCCCUUUCCCCAAUCUUAAAUCGAGUUCUCCGCAUUUGGCAACAAUAGGCAAUUUUUUAUUUUAAAAAAUCCUCACGAAAAAGUCUCCUAACAAACACAUUUUUACUAAUUUUUGCAAUAUGGUGCGUUUUCGUACAUUAUUUUCACUAAUUUCUUUGUUUUCAUGCACACUUUCCCUAAUACGUGCAUUUUUCGUAAACAUAGCAGGGUUGCAAAACCGCAUUGCAAAUCUCGCGUGAAUGCCGAAAAAUAGCAAUGUUCUGGUUUGCCUACUGCCUGAAAAAGCACACAUAUGAUAGAUUUGGCUUUAAAUGUGUUACUGUAUUGAAUUUCUCCUCCACUCUUUGAGGCAAUAACAGCUGGGAGGGGUCCCCCCCCCAAAAAAACCUGAAGCCGGCACUGCUAGUAUCCUACAACCAGAAUUACUUGUGUAAUUGUCUGCUUUGCAUGCAUGUCCCGGGGUCAGGGGUGAGGCUUUGCAAAGUUCACUGACUCAGCGCCUGCAGUAUUCAGCAGGGGCAAGCUUUCCAAAGGCCUCUUUUAAGUUAAUACCCAUUUAUUAUGCUGUGGAAGAAUGAAGGCUGACUGUAUGUUCCAGCACAGCUAAAUCCUGCUUUGAAAUGCUUGCUCAUUGUGUCAAGCAGAGGCAAAUGUAGGGUAGAUUUCUCCCCCCCCCCCCCCGCCCCGCCCCUAGCGUUGCAUACAAUGAAGCGGACUCUGGCAGGACUGCAUUUUUUCGCGGCUGUAAUUGAUUAACCAGAAAUGUUGCCUUACGAAACCGAGGGAGACAUUCGGCAAAUGGCACGCUGCCUGUAUAGCAACUUCCCUUAGUAGAGAGGUUCCUUGAUGCACUUUUCUGGAUGAAUGGGUGUUUUGGCCCAGGUCUUUGCUUAUUUUUAGGAGGAAUUGUUCGGGAGCUCGAUAUAAGUGAUCGCGUAUCAGUCUCUACCUAUGUCAUGUAGGAUCUCAUCACGCAUUUCAAGGGUGCAUUUCGGAGCUCCCUUAGGAUAAUUCAUUCUCUCUCUCACACACGCACACUUUAUUCCUUUUUUAUCCUGAUUGAAACAGCAUCACGUGCAUAUCUGAUAGGCUGGCGAUCUGCUGCCUCAAGCACUGGGCUGAAAAGAGAUGUGUAUGUAGGGCAGCAGUCAUGGCGGAGGAGGGUCUCUUGCCUGUAAGCUGCACUGAGAGAGAAAACACAUAUGCAUUCUUUAGCCGUGGCAAAGGCUUCUUCAAGUUGUUUUUUCCCCAUCAGGGAGUCCUAUUUCAUAGUCAGUGCACUGCCACAGACAGCAAUGUUCAUAACCUGGUUUUCUACUUGCCUUCAAGAACACAGCAGAAAAGCCUUUCAAUCUUCUUAAACCUAUGCCUCAUGGAGUACAUGGAGACCUCACCUGGAGUACUGUGUCCAGUUCUGGGCACCACAGUUCAAGAAGGACACUGACAAACUGGAACGUGUCCAGAGGAGGGCAACCAAAAUGGUCAAAGGCCUGGAAACGAUGCCUUAUGAGGAACGGCUAAGGGAGCUGGGCAUGUUUAGCCUGGAGAAGAGGAGGUUAAGGGGUGAUAUGAUAGCCAUGUUCAAAUAUAUAAAAGGAUGUCACAUAGAGGAGGGAGAAAGGUUGUUUUCUGCUGCUCCAGAGAAGCGGACACGGAGCAAUGGAUCCAAACUACAAGAAAGAAGAUUCCACCUAAACAUUAGGAAGAACUUCCUGACAGUAAGAGCUGUUUGACAGUGGAAUUUGCUGCCAAGGAGUGUGGUGGAGUCUCCUUCUUUGGAGGUCUUUAAGCAGAGGCUUGACAACCAUAUGUCAGGAGUGCUCUGAUGGUGUUUCCUGCUUGGCAGGGGGUUGGACUCGAUGGCCCUUGUGGUCUCUUCCAACUCUAUGAUUCUAUGGUUGUUGCUUUUCUUUCAAAGUAAAAAGAGGCAGACCAGCAAAAACCUACAGGUGAGACUUUCCCCCUCAAUAGGAACUUUAAUGACCUGAUUUUAAGAGGCAACAAGGGCCUCCCUUAGACCAAGAAGGCCCAAAUUUUGGUUUAUGGACCAUUUUACAGUUAAGGAUGACCCAUGGCACUUUGGGGUCUGGAGCAGAAAACCCAAAUGCACAUGUGCAGGCAUGCACACACUUCUCCCUAGUUCACAAGUGGGAACAGUCCACAGGGAAUUUCCUUAGCCCAAGUAAACAACCGGGGCCUUCAGAAGUACAUUAUUCCGGAUCCCCCAGAGGCAUUUGCCCAGGACCUUGCCUUACUGUAGGACCACCUCCAUUUACACCUCCUGAACCACCAACUCAAUCUAAAAUACAAACCAGAAAGUCAUAGGGUCACAGGAAGUUGCCUUAUUGGUCCAUCUAGCUCCAUCUUGUCUCCACCAGCUGGUAGCAGCUCUCUAGGGAUCUUCUGCCGUAUUUAUUUAGGGUGACCAUGCAAAAGGAACAGGUAAAAUGGCUGUGUAGUAAUUUAUGCAUUUUGCAUAAUAUACCUAAAGAGUUCAACUCAUACUCUGGACAAAUUUCAGGUAGCUGACGUUUGGGCCCACCUCAGCCAGCGAAAAAGGCGGGAUUCCAGUUUUACCACAAAAACAUGUUUUUGAUUGGGCGGGGAGCAAAUAAGAACCAUUAAGACUUGUGUUAUCCAAAGACUUCUCAUCGCAUUAUCAGUCGCCAUUUUAUAAGCAGGAAGGGCUCAAGGCCAUGGGGAACCCAGGAAAGUAACUAUGGGCUUCACGUUGGCAGGCGAAGUAGCAAGCAAAGAACACCGUGCCAAAGGUCUCUCUGAUUCAAUAAGUUACUGAUGAGAAAGUUGAAGGAGAAAACAAUGGGAUGGUGAACAGAGAAGGACAAGCAAAAGAUGAUUUAGAGCAGAUGUAUGGGGAACCCUGUAUCGUUCGAGAGCUGAAUUCCCUCAUAGCCAACCUCCCAGAGGUCAAUGCCAGCAGUGGCCAGGGGCAGGGGCAACCGGUAUUCAGAGGCCUCUAAUACAGGAGGCAGUUGCCACUGAUGACUUCAUCCUCCACAAUAACAUCUGCUGUGACAUCUGACGCCACCCUGAUUAAUCUCAAGAGCGGAGAUACAGCAAAAGGGGCAAAGAGGAGUUGCAGCAAUCUAAAGACAGGAUUACGGGGGUGUUUGCUCGGCAAUCUCCCGUCCUCUAGCCAUUCCAGUUUCGGUUUCUUUGAAAGGGAGCAAGGUGCAGCAGAGAUCACUUCUCCGGGAGAGCAGAGUACUCUGCAGUUGCAGCUAGGAAAGUUUGCUGAUUAGUGGGCGGCCUUGAACAACAUGGCGUAAUCUAUUCCCAGCACAUGGGUGAGAGUAUGGCCUUAUAGUAUGUCUAAAGCAGAACCAGGCGAUAUGAGUUUGGUCUGAUUAUAAGUGCGAUUCCUGUGCAAAGGGCACAGGAACCACACAGAAAUUAGUCCCUUGCAUUAGUGCAUCUUGAAGGUAUUUACAGCUGAAAAAACCUUCUCAUCUCAGUGCAUUUCACCUGUAUGUAUAGUACAUUUCCACUCGCAGCUCUCUAGACCUUCAGUAGGUACCAACAUGGUGUGUAAUAGAACUCCUGAGACGUUGGUAUGUGCAAGAAGCUGAUCGAGUUUGGUCCCACGAGCCAAGAGGACUGGCAAAUGUGCCAUGAAAACACAGCAGAUGCAGGUCCUCCUAUCCAAGCAUAAUGUGUUCUCAUAAAAUAGUUUGUUAAGCAAGUGUUUGCAUAAUAGAUUGAUGAUUUCCAUCGAUUCCUAUGAGAAAAUUUCUAAUGCGCUCCCAACCACAGAAUUUUUACCCCAAAAUGAUGUUAAAAACCAGGGGAACCUUCUGAAACCUUGCAGAAGGCAAACAUGGAAGGAAAAAUGCUCUAAUUUGUCUAAUCUCUCCCCCCUUUCUCCAUGGUUUUCAGUGAAACGGCUGCUGAGGACCAGCAAAAUACAAAAAGCAAGGCUUGUUUAAGGCGGCUUAUUUGUUUACAGUACUACAGGCAGUUCCAGCUCUUCGAAAAUCUGAAUCUGUGGUGUGUAUAGCAAGGUUUGUGUACUAAUUCCUUGUGUUUGGAUAAUUGAAUUUUCGUAUAAUGUUUGUAUAGGAGGAUCUGCGUCUAUGUUCCUGUCAUGUGUAUAUAUAUACCACAGUCCUCAGGCUUUCCUCAGCAGAAGGCUCAGUCUGAGCAGUGCUCACUGAUGUACAGUGGUGCAUCGCAAGACGAAAUUAAUUCGUUCCGCAAGUCUCUUCGUCUUGCGAGUUUUUCGUCUUGCGAUGCACGGUUUCCCAUAGGAAUGCAUUGAAAAUCAAUUAAUGCGUUCCUAGGAAGCCGCCUUCAGACCAGGUCCGGGGACAGUCUGUCCCCGGACCUCUUCUGAAGGCUGGGGGGCAAGGGCUUUUCUUCCCACCUGGGUUAAAUGCUGUGAGGCCCUUUAUCAUAAGCUCUGGUUGUAUUUAUGAUGGCCGUCUUCAAAUAUCUGGAGGGCUGUCACAUGGAAGAUGGAGCAAGCUUGUUUUCUCCUGCUCCUGGAGGGUAGGACUUGAACCAAUGGCUUCAAAUUACAAGAAAGGAGAUUCCGACUAAACUUUAGGGAAGCUUUUAAUGUUUAAUAGGUUAUUGUAUUUUAGUGUUUUGUUGGAAGCCGCCCAGAGUGGCUGGGGAAACCCAGCCAGAUCAGCGGGGUAUAAAUAAUAAAUUAUUAUUAUUAUUAUUAUUAUUAUUAUUAUUAUUACUUCAGGAAUAACUUUAUGACGGCAAGAGCUGUUCAGCCGUGGAAUGAUCUCCCUUGGGAGGUGGUGGACUCUCCUUCCUUGGAGGUUUUUAAGCAGAGGUUGGAUGGCCAUCAUAGAUGCUUUAGUUGAGAUUCCUGCAUUGCAGGGGGUUGGACUAGAUGACCCCGGGGCUCUCUUCCAACUGAUUCGAUGAUCCUCUCAUCUCAAGUUUUGACCAUCUCUUUAGUUUCAUGCAGUUACUUUUCAUAUCAAAAUUCAAGAGAACAGAAUCGGCACGACCUUUAAAAGGAUUUAGAGAGGUACAUUUUACGUUCUUGCUCCUUAACAUAACUCCAGACCCUCUUAUCGCGUCUUCACGUUACGAAGCGAGGCGACCAAGAACCGCACUCCCUCCCCUCCCCCAUGUGCCAGGCACUGACUCAUUCUUCCCCCUCAGCUUGAACUCUCGCGAGACUCUGGCCCCGUCUUGUAAACGCGAUGUCCUUUCGGGCGCUGGUAGUUCUUCGAUCGUAGCGGCCGGCCGGGGAGGUGGCGCGUGGGGGGGGAGGGGGGAAUGUUGCGAGAGAGGGAAGAGACGUGGGGAGGGGGAGGUCACCAAGCGCCAUGACAGACAGGAGCCCGGAACCAAUGAGACCGGCCGAAGUCAAAGCGCGCAGCCAAUACCGCGGCGGGGUGGGCGCGUCCUCGCCGGCGGCUGAUUGAUCUCAGCCUUGGCGACGGCGUUGUUCAGUCGGAGCGAGAACAUUCUAGAGGUAAGUGCUCGGCGGCCAUUAUGGCCUGCCCCUACCCCUCCUCCCCCCCCCCACCGCCCUACGAUCGCGCGCGAGCUCCCAGUUUAAAAAAAAAAAAGAAAGAAAAAAGCGCCUCGGUUGGUUUUGCCGAGCCUUGAGGUGCGCGCGCGCCGUUCCUCCGCCCCCCUCCGCGGCUUCGCGCGCCACUCGCGCGCGCGCCCCCGCCGCCAACCCCAUCUAACAAUGCUGCCUCAGCUGACUGUAUUUCCCUCCCGGCAGAGCAACCGGCACGGCCGCUCCCGCUGAUCCCGCCCGCCUCAGGACGCUCGGACCCCCCCUCCCCUCUUCCUGGCGGUUGCGGCGCCGGCCUCCUCCGCCCUCGACCACCGGACACAGAAGAGAGCGGAUAUCUAUAUAUCUAUAUAUUUAAGUAAUAUACGUCUAAUUUGAAAGGACUGCAGGAGGAAGGGGAGCAGGAGGAGGAGAGGAGAGGAAGACGAAGAAGAAGAAACGCCACACCGCCCCCUUCCAGCGUCCGGGUGCUCGGUGGCUACACCUCUCUCUUCCCCCCCUCAACCCCCCGACGUCGCUCAUCGUUUCUCCUCAACACCGAUUCGGCCUUCGUCACAGCCCCGGGCGAGCAGCGUUGGGUUUAUGUCUGUAUUGGACGAAAACGGUGAGUCGCGAGGGAGGCGGCGGCGGCCGUUUGAACAGGGGCUUGAAGGGGCUCCCUCUCCUGAGGGGACGCGGCGGUUGGUCGGGGGUGGGAAAUCCGGGUCGGGGGUGGUUUUGUGGAAAGGCGAAGCGGGGCCUCAAAGAGGGAAAGAAACGGAGGUGGGGAAAGGAGCUGGCUGGGGGGUGGGGGACAGCGAGGGCGGCGGCCAUGGGGCAGAGGCCUCUGGGGCCCCUUUUCGUAAGGUUUGCCACUUAAAUGCGUCGCUAUGAUAACAAUAAGCCCCUCAUCUCGUUCUCUCGUGGGGGGGGGGCGUCUGAGAGCGACGUCGCGGCCCCCGUCCCUCAUUCCGCGGUAGGAUAGUGGGGCAGUAAGAUGAGGCGAAGGAGUGUAUAAUAAAGACGGGGGUCGCCGCUGCGCUUUUUAUCCAGGGUUCUUCUCUUCUCUCCCCCCCCCCCCCACGGUCGCGGGUUGCUCCACAAGAUGGCGGCUGCCAGGUCUUCCGCGCCUCCCUCCCUCGUGAUGCUGGGCGGAGGGAGGGGCGGCGAGGGAGACGCGGUGGUUGGGGAGAGUGCGCGCUCUGUGGCGCAGUUCCUAAACCCGCAGCGCCGGGAGGGUGGAGGAGGGCGAGGGCUCCUUUCUCUCUGUCUGUCGGUCUGUCUGUUUCUCUCCCGAUGCCUCUCUUUUUCCCGGGUUCAGAGAGCGACGCGGGGCGGGGGAGAGGAGAUCGGAGGGAGGGGGAAGGAGGAGAAGCGCCUGCGCGGCACGCUGCCGCCCCUCGUAUUUAAGGCUGACUCAGUGCUUAAUUGCUGCAUUUCUGAGUCAUUCCGACGCCUGGGUGAAGGGGAGGUGGGGGUUUUUGGGCUUUUGUUUUUUGCUUUUUUAUUAAACCAAAGGGAGGGAGGGAGCGGAAGUGCUCUUUAUACGCGAAGGCCUCGUGGCGUGUGAAUGGCUUUUCUCCCCAGCAGGUAAAAGCAUCACGUUUUCUAUUUCCUCCAGGUUCCAAAGUACUUAGUAUAAGGGUUUUGUCCGCCCCCCCCCCCGUAUUUUUGUUUCUUUUUUUUUUACUUCGGAUAUUUUUUGGGGGGGGGUCUUUUCAUGCUGCUGCAGGCACGUGUUUAGGUCAUGUGGUGGAAAGGGUGGGAGAGCAAAGUUCCAUGCUUGAAACCGUAUCUGCUGUGUUACUGGUUGUUUUGGCGUAAACAGCUUUGAUUCGCUUAAAUAAGCACAGGCAAUUGUUCUUUAUGGCAGGGGACUUGUGUAAUGAGGUGGUUCAGAUAAAUUUUAGUGGUGCUGAUUAAGUAGGUAUGGCCCCACUCCAACAUUCGCUUACUAGCACAGUAUACCCUUGAGGAUACAAGAGACUUAAAAUAUGUAGGAGGUGCCUUUCAUAUGAACUCCCACUGAGAGCAAGUGCAGGUUCAACGUUAACAUUAACUGGUAAAGGUUUAAUGAAAAUAUCCACCUGCUAAAUAGGUGCAGAGUGACUAUGCAAUGGAAUGUGACAAGUUGUUACUGUUGCAAAGUAAACGUAAGAGUCAACGUGCAACAUAAAAAGCUUAUAAUUGUACCAAGUUCACUGUUCUUGGCACAAGCAGGCAUAAUUCAUUCGUGUUACUUUUACAGUUUAGUUUUAAUAUUCUAUCUGCCCAUUUUUGUCAAGCAGCUUAACAACCAAAUAGAGGAUUUAUAUAGAUAUAACUUAGAUAGUGCUUAAUAUUAUAAAAAGUUGUUCUUCGCAUAUGAUCGUUUAAAGAUACAAAAGGUUCAGUGGACUAUUUAGACUUGUCAAUGCUGUGUUUUAAGAAAAAACAACAACAAUGUAGCCUUUGCUCACACAUACUUUUAAUUAUGUCUUGGGUGGCAAAUGGAAAAAGUUAACAAAUGACAUUUUGCUAAAGUUGACCUAGCCCCUAAAAUGGUUUCCAAGCACUAUCUAUUGGCAUUGACUGAGUCUUGCAUGAAUGUUAUCCAAAGUGCUACAGAAACUAAAUCUUGCUUUUUUUAAUUUGCAGAGCUGUUGCGCAGCCAUUGGUACCUGUAUUGGGGAAAUAUAGCAUACAAGCAAGAACCUCACAGCCUCGGUGGCGAAAAAUUUUUCAUGUCAGAGACCGAGAACUCUUGCAGUCGUUUAUGUCAUCACGUCUUCUCCAGACAGAAGAUACCAAAAAGUUGCAAUCAAAGAUCUCUCCAUCUUAUUGAUAAAGCUACUAAUAAGCCAAAAUGUCUGUCAAUGUCAACCGCAGUGUUUCAGAUCAGUUCUAUCGCUACAAAAUGCCCCGUCUGAUUGCCAAGGUAGUUGCUGCAAUAUUUAAAUUCCUUAAGGCCUAGCUUGAAUUUUACCUUAUUUAAAACUCCUGAAACAAAAGAAUUAUUGCUUGAAUUGAACUGGGUUGAAUAAGUAUGUUUAACAAAUCUUCUCUUCCUAGGUUGAGGGCAAAGGAAAUGGGAUAAAGACAGUUAUAGUCAACAUGGUUGACGUUGCAAAGGCGCUUAAUCGGCCUCCUACGUGUAAGUUGGUGCAUAGACAUUUUACUCUGCCAUCCCUUCUUCUUGUACAAGACACUAAAAACUUGGAUAUGUCCUUUGUUCUAACACUGCACAAAUUUGACUUGCACAGAAAAAUCAGGCCUUGCUCAGAUUGCUCCUGUGUCAAAUUUGUACAUUCCAAGUGUACUAGUAAUUGCCAUGCAUCAGCCAACAUACAUAACCUUUGUCUUUUUGUCUCAUGAAGUCAGUAGAAGCCCCUAAGGCGAGAAGGCAACUGUAAGGAAACAAUGUACCUUGACAUGAUGAACAGUACUUUUAAGAUGACACAAUGUUUAGUUUCGUGUUGCCUUAUAUUUAACAAAUACAGUAGCAGUACUGAGCUGGUUAUAAGCAGCGCUCCUAAAUGAUGCUGUUGUGGGGAGGGAAUUUUGACACUGGUCUUCAGAUUGAUAGUGAAACAUGCUGUGGUUAAAAAAGAGUUCCAACUUCUUUUCUUACUGUUAUUAAUGUAGCAAGAGCCUGCUAAUGUUUUAAACAUAGAUUGGGGUGGAAGAAAAGCCAUUGCAGAGCCAUAAUAACUUUUUUUCUUUUAUUAGAUCCCACCAAAUUUUUUGGUUGUGAGCUGGGAGCGCAGACCCAGUUUGAUGUUAAGAAUGACCGUUACAUUGUCAAUGGAUCUCAUGAGGCGAAUAAGCUACAAGACAUGUUGGAUGGGUUCAUUAAAAAAUUUGUUCUCUGUCCUGAGUGUGAGAAUCCCGAAACUGAUCUGGUAGGUACUACUUUUAGAAUGUUCACAGGUGUCUUUUAAAGACUGACAAUAUAGUUUGCAAUGCAUUGUCUGAAAGUUGCUAAUGCUGGAAUGCCACACAUUUGUCUAGUCAGUGCCAGGAUAGGAGGCUGCCUGUAAAUCCUAUCUGCAGUGCCAAUAAGUUAUUUAAUUAAAAAUAAGAAAUGAAGUAAAUAUACAGCUGAGCUUUCACUGGAGAUUUCCUUUCCUUGCAUAGCUUAUGCUUCAGCAUUUGUACCAGGGGACACAGUAAUGUGAAGUCAUUGAAUACAUGACAUUGCAAUCCUAUAGUUACAUAUAUAGAAGUCUUGCUGAACUCACUGGGCCUUUUGAAUAGACAUGUAUUAGGAUUGUACUGUCAGUUCUGAAUUUUGAGUAUGCUAGUUAAAUUUUGUCAGAUUUCUCCUCCUUAAGAAUAGAAAUCACACAAACCUAGCAAAUUAUAAGUUAACUGAAUUCCUUUGCAUAGAACAAUUGGUUUUAGCUUGCUGUACAAGGGGCCAGUCCAAUUGGAGUAGGGGUUUCGGGGGCGUGUUUGCAUGCCUCAUUCAUGUCUUGACCUGGAACAUUGGGUGCUUGAAAAGUGAAAUGCAGCACCUUGAACUGAACCUAAAACUGUAUUGCCUUCCCCAACUUGAAGUUCUGCUGAGAUGCCUCCUUCUUGGGGGGCAGGGGAGUGAGUACCAGCACUCCCAAAACUGUAUCUCUCCAUUGACUACUGUGCAAAGGAGCUUCUUCUGGUGUGUCACCAUUUCAAGGUCUCGGAAACUUCCUGUUUCCUGAACCUCAAGACCUUGCUUGGGGUUACCACACGAGGGAGAAGGGGCUCUUUUGCAAGGUAAUAAGACCUUUGAACGUUGAGUUUUCCUUCCCCUCCAGACUUUUAGAGUAGCAAUGAAAAAUUCUUACUUUGCAUUUAGUGCCAAGGUAAUUGGGAAAAUGGCAGGCAUUAAAACUACUACUUUUUUUUGACAGCAUGUCAAUCCUAAGAAACAAACCAUUGGUAACUCUUGCAAAGCCUGUGGCUAUCGAGGCAUGCUUGACACAAACCAUAAACUCUGCACAUUCAUCCUCAAAAACCCACCUGGUAAGUGAAUGAAUUCCUCUGGUUUUGGUGCACCAAAGGACAGAUCAUAAAAUAGGCUGGCAGGCUACCAUUCUUUGAAACUAUUUUAUGCAAGCAACACUCUGUGGCAGAUAACUAGUUGUCUGCUUCAAUUUAAGCUUGCUAUAGUAAGCAUAGUCUGACCUAUUCCAGUGGCCUCUGUAGGUGAGGCCAUCUGUUAUAUAGACUCUUGACAUCCUAGCCAUUGCUGUUAUUCUCCAUGAGCAAAUUCUGUACAUCCUGGUCUACAUGAGAUGAGAGCACUGCCUUCUAGUUUUUUAUAUUGUCACACAGAGUACUUUUUCUGUAACUGCAAGUAGCUGGUCAACCACUGUCAACACUUCGGGUUAUUCUGGAUCUAGAAAAGUUUAGUUCUGUAACACACAGAAUUAGUAGCACUCUGAAUGUUCACUUAGAGGUGAUUGGUUUUGGUAUUUCUUUUGGUGUCUGACUCAGAGUCAGGUGUUUUCCAUGUGUCUUUUCUAAAAGGCAACCUCACAGUGUUGGCUUGAGAAAAAGCUAUUGCCCCAAAAGACAUAUUAAGCAGUCUGGUCAGCCCCUGGUUCAGAUGAAACUAAGAUUAUGCUCACCUGAAAACAGUGAAGUAAAAUUUCAUAAGCUAUAUUUAGAGGUGUUGGGACAGCUGUGACUGAAACUGAAACGUCAGAUGAAACUGUUUGAAAGCAGCUAUUGAAUGAAGACUUGUUAAUGUUUGCAGAGAGCAGUGAGACUGGUACAGGCAAGAAAGAGAAAGAAAAGAAGAAUAGAAAAGGCAAGGAUAAAGAGAAUGGUUCUGUGUCUAAUACUGAGACACCAUCCCCACAGUCAGCAGCACCAGAAGAGCUUAGUCCUCCACAUGUGGUAAGUACACAUGGUCAAAUUGAAUGAGAGAGAAAUGUCUUGAUCAGAACAUAUUCCAGGUCAUUGCUUACCUAUAUAUGAGAGGUGUGUGUAAGUGUGUCAAAGUGGUUCUUUGUGUUACAUUUAUGUUCUCACUUGUUGCAUUAACCACUUUUACUUUUCAGGAUGAUGAUGAUGAUGACUGGGGUGAAGACACAACCGAAGAAGCCCAGAGGCGCAGAAUGGAUGAAAUCAGUGAUCAUGCAAAAGUUCUCACCCUGACUGAUGACCUAGAAAGGACUAUUGAAGAAAGAGUUAAUAUACUAUUUGACUUUGUUAAGGUAAAAAAGGAUAUUAGUGUGCUCCUGUUGUGCUGAAAUGACAUAACCUUUUAACUAGAGUAGCUGGCUCAUUCAUUAAGUGAACUAACUAUUAAGGAAUUCAGGUAUAGCCGGCAUGGUUGCAAGUAUAGUAGCAUGUUUUUUAUAUUUUCAGAAAAAGAAGGAAGAAGGUGUCAUAGAAACAUCUGAUAAAGAUAUAGUGGCUGAAGCAGAAAGACUGGAUGUCAAAGCUAUGGGACCCCUGGUAUUGACUGAAGUCCUAUUUGAUGAAAAGAUCAGAGAGCAGAUAAAGAAGUACAGGCGACAUUUCUUGCGUGUAAGUUCUACCAGUGAUUUAUCAUACGCCUAAAACAUGGUGAAACGACAGCAUUUAGAACUCAAAAUUAGAGUGACAUACCAUCAAGCUGCAAGUUGUAUUCUGUUUCAACAAUUGAUUUAUUUGCAAAACUCCAAAAAGUUAGUUACACAUACCUUCCCUCGUUAGCCGUCUCGUGGUUUCUAUGCUGGGUGAUUGGGCAAUGGCCUGUGUGUCUGGUAUGGAAAUACUGUGGGUGGUUCAAAUUGGAUGGAGUAUUCCAUGCCUCUGCAGGCAGCCCACUGAUUUUCAUCACUGGAUGCGGAGAAGGCAAAGCAUCCUCCAGCCCCAAAGUAAAAUUCAAGUGUUCUCUUGCUACAGCUUGCUGAUUGGUUUGGGUAAACCCCGAGUUGCGUAUUGCAGUCUGGAAAGUGGCUAAUAAGGCUCCUGUAUGCAAAUGGAUUUCUGUUCCCUAAUCCAUCCCAAUUCAUUUCACAGUUCUGCCACAACAACAAGAAGGCUCAAAGAUACCUUCUUCAUGGCCUGGAGUGUGUGGUAGCCAUGCAUCAGUCUCAGCUGAUUUCUAAAAUUCCGCAUAUCCUGAAGGAAAUGUAUGAUGCGGAUCUUCUGGAAGAGGAGGUCAUUCUGAGCUGGGCGGAAAAGGUCUGUAUUAUAUAGCAAGAUAAAUCUCACAAAUAAUCAAACUUGUAAAUAUACACCUGUUUGAAUGGCAGUGAUGGCCUUUAUGAAUUGUGUGAUUAUGCAGCAGGAUUUUGCUCUUCAAUAGAUAUCCAAGAGUACAGAGGGAGGGAAGAUGGUAGCCUGGGAAGGGGGAUGAGAAAACUUGUACAUUGGUACAUAGGAUCGUCCCUUGCAAAGUUUGGGGGUAAUAAUUCAAACAUUAAUUUCUCAUGCAUGUAGAAUUGUAUGCACUGGCUGACCCGCUCCUCUAUGUCACAUUUCCAGCCCAACUGCCCUCCAUAAUAUGGGGAGAAGCAAACCUCAGCAACAUGAGGCCUACUGUAUUCAUAGAUAUUCUCCUUUCAUCUGUUUGGCCCCCUAGCACAUUUUUUGUAUUCUUCCCCCUGUUUUUUUAAAGAAAUGGUGAAGCUCCUACUUUGGAUCCCAUAUGAACUUAAAUACAUUACGUCCCAAGUUGUUCAUUAAAUGUUGAGGUAAGGAAACAAUGCAGUGCAUAGAAUUGACAUCAGUCUUCUCUUGUAGGCCUCGAAGAAAUAUGUCUCUAAAGAGCUUGCCAAAGAAAUUCGUGUCAAAGCAGAACCCUUCAUUAAAUGGCUGAAAGAAGCUGAAGAGGAGUCAUCUGGCAAUGAGGAGGAAGAGGAUGAAGAUGAAAAUAUUGAAGUAUGUGUUAAACUCAGCUUUGAAAAGUUGGUUAAAUCUAUCUUUAAAAAUAUCCGUAGCAAUAACCUAAUGGCAACUAAGUCUUUGAUUUGAAACAGGAUUUUGUACUCCCAUGCAGGUAUAUUUACUGUAGUAGCCAUCUGCAUUUAGAAUACCUCAAGCUUGUUGACUUCAUUGCACUAAUGAAACCUACCUCUUUGUGCAGGUGGUGUACUCCAAGACGGCCAGUGUACCUAAGGUUGAAACUGUGAAGCCUGCAAACAACAAGGAAGAGGACAUUGAUAUUGAUGCUAUUUAA